Molecule: messenger RNA, 939 nt
Organism: Drosophila persimilis
Lineage: Eukaryota; Metazoa; Arthropoda; Insecta; Diptera; Drosophilidae
Product: RNA polymerase-associated protein Rtf1
Exons: 1
Coding region: 42-794 (250 amino acids)
Cellular component (GO): Cdc73/Paf1 complex
Molecular function (GO): RNA polymerase II C-terminal domain phosphoserine binding; DNA binding
Source: RefSeq, a predicted model, not a curated record
CGAGAAGCCAAAUCGAACGAGAAAAAUAAAGUUAGUGCAGGAUGAACAGUAAAGCCAAACUGAGUCUGAGAAUUGAGAAGAGUCGUCGUCCCAUCUCGGAGAUCGCACAAGAGCUGAGACGUCUGAAGGCGUCGCCCUUGCGCAUUGAUGACGAGAAGGAGUUGCCAAAGCCAUCAGUGAGCGACAGGCCAGUGAAGAGACUGGACCAGCUGGAGCCGCUGAGACUGACCCGGCACCGCAUCACCCAGCUGCUGGUGCGUCCGGCCUUUGAGCAGGCGGUGACCAGCUGCUUUGUGCGCGUCAACGUCAACGGGCAGGGCGAGCAGCCAGAGUACCGCAUAGCUGAGAUCGUGGGCGUCGAGGAGCUGGGGCUUGGCUACUUUGUUGAUGGGAUACCCACCAAUAUCACGCUGCGACUGCGGUACAAUUCUGUGGCUAUGCUCCACGAGCUGAAUGACAUUUCCAACAUGGCCUUCAGCCUCCCGGAGUUCCAGCUGUGGUACGACUGUUGCGUCAACCAGGGAAUCAGUCCACCCACCAACAGCCUCAUUGCACGCAAGAAAAUCGAGUUAUAUAAUGCCCUCCAAAGCGAAGCCAAGGCCCUGGCCGUCAUCAAGCAAACCUGCACUCUGAACAUGCGACCCGCUCACCGGGGUGGCAUCCUCGAGCGUCACGGCGCCACCUAUCCCUGGCGCUUGCAACAUCCAAGAGAGGCAACACUUUCCACUCCCAAGCCGCCGUCGAAUCAGGAUGAGGAACUAAACCUGGAGUCGGAGUCGGAUGAGUCUGCUUAGCCUGGCUUGGAAAGACCUUAAGAGACUCUGAUGCAAACUCGACUCUACAGUAGACAUAUCCCAACCGCACCUACUGUUCAAAUUUGCCUUAUCUUUAUUAGUUUAUAAAUUAACAAAUAUUUCGGCAUCGUUUCGAAAAAAAUCA